AUGGGUGAGCUUGUUGACGACGAGUUGUCAUUAUCAAGAGAGGCUGUUGACGAAGAGUUGUCAUUGUCCGAACAAAUUUUCAGCCUUUGUAAUUCGUUUGGGGGAUAUGAACGAGUCACAGGACCCGACAAGAAGGUCACUCAGAGGUAUCAUUUAGGAGACGAAUGUUUAGGCUGCCUCAAAGACAUGAAAGAAAUCCUUCGAUAUAAUGACCACACUACUCUUGAAGUGUAUUGCGAACUUUGGAAAUUAAAAAUUUUAGAAAAGGAUUUAAUUCCUAUAAUCAAGUUAAAUCAGGAACCACUCGAUAGUACACAAAGCCGUUUAACAUUAGCUUGUGUCGAAAUAAUAGUUCCUAUGACAUGGCCCUUUGAUUUAAACGCCGACAUUGAUAUUUUGGAUGAAGAGGAUAUAGAUCUUUCACAAAUUAAUCGUGCAAAAAAGAAACGUGUAAAAUCGCAGUAUGAUUAUAAAGUAACAUUUACUCAACAUCCUGAAAUUUUGAGGAUAUUACAUAGUUUCCUAAAGUCAUUUAUAUUAAUGGAAAGGCGAGAACGUACGCAAAAGGACAACAUGAAUAUACGUCUACUGCUGCAUUUAUUCCGGAAUUUGGUCGCAAUCAAAGAUCUAACAGAUCACAAAAUACCGCGAACCACUUUACAGAACAAAUUAAUUACUUUGUACGAACAAGAAGGGAUUUUUAAGACUCUUUUCAACCUUGCUUCUGAUAACAAAGAAUUGUCACUAUGGAAUAUGAUAAUUCAGGAGACCUUUUACCAUGUAUUUUAUGAUGUAGAGCCACAGUCCUUACUAAAGGAUCCCAAAAAGGAAGCAGAAACAAGAGCAAAGAAAUUGUUAGAAGAGGAGCAAGUUAAAAAAUUGAAAAAUCAAAACAAAGACACUCGGUAUAAUGGAUCUGUCUGGAUUAAAGUACCACCGGGAAAGGAAUUAACUAUUCAUAAACGAGAUGGGAUGCAAGGAAAUGGGCCGGAAGUUUUGGAUAAUCUUAAAAAGAGGAAAUAUCAGAAAACACUGCCUUCGGAUGAGCUUGACAAAAAGAGAGGAAGUUAUGUUAUUCAUGAUCAGGAAGCAUAUCAAUGUUUAAAAGCAACAGCAAUCCAGUUCUUUACAAAAACGUUUAAUGGCAUCACUCGUCGUUUCUGUCAGAAAAAACUUCGAUAUAAUAAGUUACCAAGUAUAGCAUAUGAACCAGGAUUUGAAGAGCUUAAAAACUUGUAUUAUAGUUUUGACCUGGUCCGUGCUAUUAUGGACUAUGAAGGAUUCUUAUUGGUAUUCGAAAAAAUCUCUUUUUUCAGAGAUCACAAGCGAUGGUCGGACUUGCAUUUUGGAUUAGAUUGUUUUAGACAAAUGUUGUUAACUUUACGAGCGAUGAAAAGAUUUGAUGAUAAACCUAUACGUUACAAAGCAGAAUGUAUACUUAACCAAAUUUACUACGAAGAAGAUAAUUUGAGAAUGAUGAUGCUGCUUGUUAAAGAAUAUAAAGAUCAAUCGUUUGGGUACCUUCAAAGCUUAAUUGCCACCAUCCAUGUUCUUUUGGAAAGGCUUGAAAGUUGUUCAGAAACUACCAUCGUAAUAGAGGAGAUUUCAAGAACAGAGUCGGGAACGAGUUUUAGAAUGGAGGAAGAAGAUCCAAAUACAGAUGACAAUUAUGAAGACAUAGAAUAUGAUAAAAAAAAUAGGGAAGAUUUUAAAUCACAUAAAAAAAGGUUCGAGGAUUAUCAAGAGAGUUUUGUUAACGAAUCCGUAAUCUCGACGUACUGCUCUUUGCUAGAGUAUUAUGAGAGAAUCGACUCUGAAAGCUUCUAUCACAUAACCACUGCAUUUCAUCGAAUUAUUGUUCGUUGUUCAGCAGAAGCUAUCUUUUUUAAGCUUUCCAUUUUAGAACUUUUGAAUCGUAUAUCGAUUUACUUUGAAGGACUGCAAUCAUUAACAACAUCGCAAAGUGAAUUUAAAGAUUUUAUUAGACUUGUAUCAGGAAGUUUUUUUGAUUACGCUGAAAAGAACGAUUUGAUGUAUUGCGAGGUUUUCUGUCCUAAAACAAAACAUAAUUGGAAAUGUUUGCAACUUGGUUAUAAUUUCUUCGAUGAUAUAUCGCUUGUUGGAAUGGAUCAAUCUUCGGGACUAGACGGUAACCAACCAAAGACUGAAUGA
Messenger RNA from Cetraspora pellucida, 2172 nucleotides. The record is from the annotation of a GenBank genome assembly. Lineage: Eukaryota; Fungi; Glomeromycota; Glomeromycetes; Diversisporales; Gigasporaceae.